AUGAGUAUUAGUUUGGAGAACAUCUUAGGGUUCAAGGUCAAAGUAGUCAAUGUGCUUGACGUGGUGACUGAAGGUAAAGUUUACUCUUUUAAUUCUUCCAACAACACACUGACGUUACAGACUAGUAAGAAGGUCCAGCAACCCCAAUCAUUUAAAGUGAUCAAAUGUUCUUUUAUCAAGAACUUGGAGGUUAUUGGUGAAAGGCCAUCGACGAACUUGUUCAAGAAACAACCAAUUAAACCCGCCUAUGUACACGUCGAUAGAGUUAACCAACUUCUGCAAGAAAAAAUGAAAGAAUCUGCUAAAAAGAACGAAUUGAGCGGUAAAGGUGUUUCUAGUGAAGGUCAAUUCCUUUUUGAUAUGGCUUAUAAGACGGUUUCAGAUACCAGAUGGGUUGAUAAGAACAUUGUGGUUUUGGAUAGUGUAGAGAUAUUCCCUCCUUACAAACCUGAAAAUAUCAAAUUAAUAAAUGGGUCCAAGGCAGAAGCAGUUACAAUGGUCCAGAGAAUUUUGCAAAGAGGCUGGCAAAAAUUAAAUGAAAGUGAGGAGACCAAGAAAGGUGGUUGA
Messenger RNA from Zygosaccharomyces rouxii, 567 nucleotides. RefSeq names its product Lsm12p (gene LSM12). The record is from RefSeq and is a predicted model, not a curated record. Lineage: Eukaryota; Fungi; Ascomycota; Saccharomycetes; Saccharomycetales; Saccharomycetaceae. The transcript has a single exon. Bases 1 to 567 code for a protein of 188 amino acids. Gene Ontology annotation, molecular function: RNA binding.